GCUCAGAUAUGCCCAUCCCGGAUCCAGGCGCAUGUGUCUCCGCCGCCUAUCGAUGUAUGUCAGACUCUGCAUCAGACACCAACACACGUACCACUCGCCAUCCCGUCCCAUACCAAACUCGCUCUCUCACCACCUCCCGGCGCGCGCCACCUGCCUGCAAGGCAGCACCACUAUCGGCUGUAUCGAUGACAGAUCGAGCCUUCAUGUUGCUUUCUAGAGCGGAGUUCGUGACCCCACCAAGUGCGGACUUCAUGAAGUUAGGCCUACCCGUCGGAUACACAGGUACGAUCUAAUAAGCAUUGCAAGGCCAUCACUGUAGAUCGCGCUUAGCUUUGGCAGUGCGUCAACGAAUUCCUGCCCACAGCAGAAC
Schizophyllum commune H4-8 is the source of this 370-nucleotide messenger RNA. RefSeq lists its product as uncharacterized. The transcript has a single exon. The coding region runs from base 9 to 293 and encodes 94 amino acids. Lineage: Eukaryota; Fungi; Basidiomycota; Agaricomycetes; Agaricales; Schizophyllaceae. The record is from RefSeq and is a predicted model, not a curated record.